AUGCCUAACGGCAACAACACGCAGACCGUCCUUCGGCCCGACUUCGGGGACGCGGGCCUCCCGCCGCUGCCUGAAAUCCAUGACUCGGCGAUUCGAACGCAGGUGUUCACCCAUCGCUCCUUCUACGCGCGCCCGAAUCACGUCUUCGAAGACCAUCCGAGCGACCCUAGCCCUGAUAACGAGAAAUAUGAGCAUCUGGGCGACACCGUGCUCGGACUUGUCAUCACGAGCCUGCUGCAGAAUGUAUAUCCGAACUUGCGCGUUGGGCCGGCGACCAAGAUUCGCGCGCUCAUGGUAGGCAAUACGACACUGGCUGACAUUUCGAGGCGCUACGAUCUCCCAAAAUACCUGCUCCUCCACGCCGCACAGGCCAUAACCCUGCGAGCCUCAGUUCACAUCCAAGCCGACGUCUUCGAGUCCUACGUCGGCGGCGUAUACCUUGAUCGCGGCCUCGAUGCCGCCCGCGACUGGCUCCGCCCUCUCUUUACGCCCUACGCCUACGAGGCCUAUGCCCGCGUGCGCCAGGACCACGGGUUGCCCCCCACCAAUGGCCCCCAGCCGCCGGGGCUUGCUUCCGGCACCACCUCCCCCGCGUCGUCCUCACCUCCCUCGGUCCCGGCCACACCGUGUAACGGCCUCAACGUCCCAACCCACCUUGUCCUGUCCGGCAUCAGCACUGGGCUCGUGGGCAAUGGCAACCUGGCCCCAGGCGUGUUUGUCCCUCGCUGGGCGAUGGGCGUCCCCCGCGCGUCGCGUGCCCCGCCCACGACGGGACACCUCGCACUGUUCAACCAACACGUGCAGCGGCAGAACCGCGAGGUCGAGUGGAUUUACUCGGACGGGACCGCCCCCGGUGCUGGGGCGCGCACGACGCCGGUUUGGGCCGUGCGGGUCCUUGUCGAUGGGAAGGAGCUCGGGCGUGGGCGCGGGAACACCAAAAAGGCAGCCAGGAAUGAGGCAGCCAAGGAGGGUCUCGUCGCUUUGGGUGUUGCUGCUCAAUGA
This is a messenger RNA of Coniophora puteana RWD-64-598 SS2, 1002 nucleotides long. Its product is annotated as ribonuclease III. The transcript is spliced from 4 exons. Gene Ontology annotation, cellular component: nucleus. Bases 1 to 1002 code for a protein of 333 amino acids. Gene Ontology annotation, molecular function: double-stranded RNA binding; ribonuclease III activity. NCBI's taxonomy places the organism in Eukaryota, Fungi, Basidiomycota, Agaricomycetes, Boletales, Coniophoraceae. Gene Ontology annotation, biological process: rRNA processing; primary miRNA processing; regulation of gene expression. The record is from RefSeq and is a predicted model, not a curated record.